AUGACGGUGACAGUGCGCCACGUGCUGUUUGUGCUUUCCCUCGCGCUGUGCUGCGGGUGCGUGGCGGCGGUGCAGCAGGAUCAGAUGCCUGGCAUCAGCGCUGAUGCGCUCUCCGACGAACCGGAUGCAGUGAGUGAAGGGGCAGAAGAAAAAGUGACGGCUGUAGAUGAAGAGCUCGCGAAGGCUAAGAGUGCAUUGGAGAAGGUAAACAAGGAAGUUGAAAGAACAGAGAGGGCGCUGCGGGAUGCAACAGCAGCACGUGAUGGAGCGGGGAAGAUAGACGUGAAGGGAAAUGAAUUCUGGAAGGCCGGUCUAGCAGUAAAGACUACCCAAUCGGAUCGUGAUCAGGCUAUUUGGGAAAGGGACCAGAUACAAACGCUUGUGCAGAAAAUCGAGACCUUAAAGCAACAAGCUACAGUUGUUGAGGGAGCAAGUGACGCUGAGCAGAAGCGCUUGGGCGAGGCCAAAAAGGCGGCAGCAGACGCUGAAUCGCUGGCCAAACAAACCGAGAAUCAUGCGAGUCAUGCAGAGAAGGCGGCACGUGCGGCUGAAGCGGAGCUUGAGAAGGCUCGGCAGGCGGAGGUAGAAAAAGAGAGAGCGAAACAUGCGCGGCCUCCGGUGACACCACAGGGAGACGCUGCCAAAGGCGGUACGCGUGCAGCAGGUGCUGAUAAUAAGGAGCAGCGCUCUGAUGGCAACGAAUCACACGAAGCACUGUAUGGCAACGGAGCCGAGGAUGCAGUGGCUGCAGGUCACGAUGAAGCACUAAAUGCUGCAACAGAAACCAGCGUGCCUGGUGGAGCAGGCGAGGGCCACACCAAUGGGCAGAGUGCGCAGGGGCCUGCCGGGGGAGAAGGAACACCUGACACUGCAGCGGGGUCCACACACAACGCCCAGUCGAUUGGUGCGGGCAUCAGCAGUAACGUGGGGGCGGACGGCAGCGACACUCACACGUUGGUGUGUGCCCCACUGCUGCUGGUGGUGCUGGCUACGCUGGCCUGCGGUGCUGUGUGA
Trypanosoma grayi is the source of this 1014-nucleotide messenger RNA. RefSeq lists its product as hypothetical. The transcript has a single exon. The record is from RefSeq and is a predicted model, not a curated record. Lineage: Eukaryota; Euglenozoa; Kinetoplastea; Trypanosomatida; Trypanosomatidae. Bases 1 to 1014 code for a protein of 337 amino acids.